This is a messenger RNA of Onychostoma macrolepis, 3499 nucleotides long. RefSeq names its product slc25a1 solute carrier family 25 member 1b (gene slc25a1b). Gene Ontology annotation, biological process: mitochondrial citrate transmembrane transport. The transcript is spliced from 9 exons. The coding region runs from base 219 to 1466 and encodes 415 amino acids. The record is from RefSeq and is a predicted model, not a curated record. NCBI's taxonomy places the organism in Eukaryota, Metazoa, Chordata, Actinopteri, Cypriniformes, Cyprinidae.
AGACACUGUAAAACGUUUAACGUGACAAAAAAAGGCAUAUAAAAAAGGCAUGUCUUUUUUAAAUAAAUCGCAAAACAAAAUCGUAAACAAAACGUGUAUCUUCCCCUAAUAAAAUACAUAGUAGUUGCGUUUACAAGGUCUCCAAAAACAACUUCUGUAAAGUUUAAUGAGCUCAUUUUCCUGAUAUGUUGUAACGUGCGCGUUUCACAUUCAGGCCAAUGAACUUUCAAGAAAAGCGUUCGCUCCGUUCCACCUUAACAGGACUGUUGAGUCUGUCAGAAAUAUGGCGCUCUGAUAGAGACUCUCCCUCCCUUAAAACACACACACACACACACACUCUCACACACUCACACAGAGUCUGUGUUCUACUGACAGAUAACAGGAAACUUGAGGCUGUCAAAAGAUCACACAGAGCCCGUCACUUCACUUAUGAGCGCCGUUUACACUACAAAUACCGUUUCUGCUGUGCAGGAGGCGCGUUCGUCUGCAAAGCCCGCUUUAAAACAAGAAAUAUGUCAGUGAACCAGAAAUUUGUGAGUCCUUUCCACAGACCGCACUGUUUAUCAGCCGCUGCGCCCGCCGGACAAGCCAAACUCACACACCCUGGAAAGGCCAUUUUAGCUGGUGGGAUUGCUGGCGGCAUUGAAAUCUGCAUCACGUUUCCUACAGAGUAUGUGAAAACUCAGCUACAGUUAGAUGAGAAGGCAAACCCGCCUCGCUACAAAGGCAUCGUGGACUGUGUAAAGCAGACGGUGCAUGGUCAUGGGGUGAAGGGUCUGUACCGCGGUCUGAGCUCUCUGCUCUAUGGCUCCAUUCCCAAAGCUGCAGUGAGGUUUGGGAUGUUUGAAUUCCUCAGUAAUAAGAUGAGGGAUGAGUCUGGGAAGCUGGACAGCACGCGGGGCUUGAUCUGCGGUCUGGGAGCAGGAGUGGCAGAGGCUAUAGUCGUGGUGUGUCCUAUGGAGACUAUAAAGGUCAAAUUCAUCCACGAUCAGACCUCAGCGAACCCGAAGUACAGAGGAUUUUUCCACGGCGUGAGGGAAAUAGUCAGAACACAAGGACUCAAAGGAACCUAUCAGGGACUGACCGCAACAGUACUGAAGCAGGGCUCAAACCAGGCCAUCCGAUUCUAUGUAAUGACUGCUCUCAGAAACUGGUACAAAGGCGAUAACCCCAAUAAGACUAUUAACCCCUUUGUGACCGGAGCAUUUGGAGCCGUUGCUGGAGCCGCAAGCGUGUUUGGAAAUACACCACUGGAUGUGAUCAAAACGAGAAUGCAGGGAUUGGAAGCUCACAAAUACAAGAACACAGUUGACUGCGCCAUGAAAAUCAUGAAACACGAAGGACCGGCUGCAUUCUACAAAGGCACCGUGCCCAGGUUAGGCCGGGUCUGUAUGGACGUGGCUAUAGUGUUCAUAAUCUACGAGGAAGUGGUUAAAUUUCUUAACAAGGUGUGGAAGACGGAUUAAUGGAGGCGUGGUGCUGAUGGGCGGAGUCUGGCCUUCAUGACAUCAUACCCGUGUGACAACAAAGAGCCUUUACUCAGCAGCCAAAAUAUCUGCCAACGGCAGACGACACAGAAAGUCACUGGAAUGUGCUUAAUUAUCAUCAUUUAAUCAACAGAGAGAGAGAUUUUCCCAACUAAUGUGAGAAAGAAACCAAAUACUUGAAAACUAGUUUUUACCCCAAAGACCAAUUUAAAUAUUAGACUUUUUUUUUAAAUGUUUUUUUAUGGAAAAUAACAUCUUUAGGGAGACUCACUCAAAUUUUAUUUUAUUUUUUAAACAUUAGGUAUCAUAGAAAAUUUUAUUCUAGUUUUAACAAUAUUAUUUUCAAAAGUGCAAUUUACCAGCAAAUAUUGUAUGUUGCCAUUGUACGUAUUUUAAUUUUGUUUUCCUCACAUGUAAUUAUGUACUAAGUGCUGAGGGCCUAAUCUAAACACCGUGCAACUUAAGAAACAGAAUAUGCAGUUUAGACAAAUCUUAACCUGUAAUCUAAAAUGCAUAAAUUAACCUCAUCUAAAAAAAUCACCAAAGCUUUUAAUUGUGGGAUAAAAAUGUGUUUUAUACUCUAUACAGUACUUGUCAAACGCUUGGAAACAUUACAAUUUCUAAAUGUUUUUAAUGAAGUCUCUUCUGCUCACUAAGGCUGCAUUUUAUAAGCUCAAAAAUACAGGGAAUAUUGUGAAAUAGUAAUACAAUUUAAACAGCAAAUCAGCAUGUUAGAAUGAUUCCUGAAGGAUCGUGUGACACUGAAGACUGGAGUAAUGAUGCUGAAAAUUCAUCUGUGCAUCACAGCAAUAAAUUAAAUUUUAAGAUAUAUUCACAUAGAAAAUGGUUAUUUCAAAUUCUAAUAAUAUUUCACAAUAUUACUGUUUUACUGCAUUUUUGAUCAAAUAAAUGCAGCCUUGGUGAGGAGAAGAAACUUCAUUAAAAAUAUUUUAAAAUUGACAAGUAUUAGUGGUACAUACGAUACAUGCACUUUGACAUUUGGUAGUAAUCCAGGUUUAGUGAUUAUUUUAAGUGCCUAUAUUAAUAUACAUCAUAUAAUCUAUUUUUUUGUAAUUCUGCUUGUUUACAUUAAAUCAUUUCCACGAUUUGUGUAUAAUUAAACCCUGCUGUAACAGUAUAGCAUAAGAACAGUGACAUACACAAUAACUGUACACCUCAAUCUCUGAAAUCAACACCACAACACACGCUGUGCAUUUAAAAACUGAACAGAGUUGUUUCACCCAAGCAAGCGUCACCAAAGAGCCAGAUGACUCAAAUACAAUGUUUACUUCUUUAACAUGAGUUGAAUGUUGGAAAUGAUGUGAAAAAGGUCAACGGAUCUGGCCAGAGCCUCUAAAAAGCUGAUCGCGGAUCAGUCCAUGCCUUAAAGACGAUUCCUCUUCUCCUUCUGCUCUCCUACCUCAAGAUGCUCUCACAAAUCUGUAAAAACUGACAACAGAGGUGAAAUAUUCAGACAUGGUAUAAAGCGAAUUUUCACUUUUCAGCGUUGUUUUCAAAACUCUGGCUUGUUUUUCACAGCAGACCAGAGAACUCGAGUGGCUUAACUUGUAGUAUGCAACUGUUUUAGAGUUUAGAAAUACUAAAUGGCUUGUAUUUUGCCUUCACCGCAUGCCACGUGGGAGAGUAACAGUCUUGAAUGUACAGUUUUGAAGAGGUUUGACUCUGAAAAUGAUCAUUUGUGCCUGUGGUUCUUGACUCUUUACAGACAUGUUUUAGACAUACUGUAAUGCCAUAUGUCUAAACGAGACCGUGUUGCAGCCAAAUCUUGAUCUAGUGUUUAUUUGACAUUGUCAACAGUAAGGCAUAGGCGACCCAUGUUGGGCCAGGAAACAGCAGUGGAAAUAAACAUAGGGUUUUAUUGUUGUGUUUCUGUGCAAGUCAUCAGAAUGCAUUCCAAACGUGUGACCUAAAACAUGCAUUAAUUGUCAUGCUAAUGAAAAAAUAAUGUGCCUUCAGUUCGUGUUCUAAUUCAGAAUAAAUUAUGCUGACUG